Messenger RNA from Leptopilina boulardi, 3086 nucleotides. RefSeq names its product small G protein signaling modulator 3 homolog. The transcript has 14 exons. The record is from RefSeq and is a predicted model, not a curated record. The coding region runs from base 449 to 2854 and encodes 801 amino acids. Gene Ontology annotation, molecular function: protein binding. Lineage: Eukaryota; Metazoa; Arthropoda; Insecta; Hymenoptera; Figitidae.
GAGAUUUUUUUAUCCCAAAAAACGAGAAAAAGUAACCGACUUUUUUUUUAAAAGUAUUUAAUUUUUGUAUACUAACGUCAAUGUAUAGAGGCACUGUAUGUGUGUACAUACAAACACAAGUACGGAGGAUUUAGUUACACGUCUACAUACGUCACUCUUAUUAUGCUGUAUUAUGUUUAAAUAUCCCAUCUGGAGCAUCUGCUAUAGUAUUUUAUUAUAUAUUACGAUUGUGUAUAUUAAUACGAUUUAAAAAAUUAUCAGUGAUCUGACAGUUGUGCGUGUGUAAAGUUUAUUCGUAUCUUUGUCAAAAAAAAAAAAAAAGAAAACAGAAUAUCCUGACAGUAAACAAUCAAUAUAAACGAAUAACAUGUGGAACGAGAGAAAUUAGAAAAAAAAAUUGACGUAAAAUUAAAAAGAAGAUAGAUUUUUUCUAAACGCGAAUUGAAAAAUGGAAAUUGCCAAGUCUCUUUUACAAGUUAGAAACCAUGAAGGUUAUGUUGGCAGAGACGAUCAUAAAAAAAAAGUGGAAACUGCUGUCUCAGAUGAUGAAUAUGAAUUGGAAGGAGCAGGAUUAUCGGGAGAAGUCUUAUCACCUGCACCAGGAGGUCCUUUCUCUGCUCUAACACCGUCAAUGUGGCCUCAGGAUAUUUUAGCAAAAUUAAAUCAACCUGACGAUCCAAAUUCUCAACCAGAGUACAGAUUUGACGAAUUUGGAUUUCGCGUGGACGAGGAAGAUGGACCAGAGCAAAGUUCAAAAAAAUUAUUAGGUGUCCCUUUCGUUGAAGAUCCUCAGCAUAGAUUGCAGUGGGUGACACUUUUAGAAUUCAGUCACAAUAAAGAAGUGUCGGAAUUAUCAUGGCAACAUGUUGACAGAAGACUACCGAGAAGUGAUAAAUUACGUGAAAUGGUCCAUCAAGGAAUUCCACAUUCACUUCGACCACAAAUUUGGAUGCGAAUGUCAGGGGCUUUGCAAAAAAAGAUUUCAUCAGAAACUACCUAUCGAGAUAUUGUAAAAGCCUCGAGUAAUGAUGCUUUAAUGACAAGUAAACAAAUAGAAAAAGAUUUACUUCGUACAAUGCCAGCAAAUGCGUGUUUCAGUCAUUUACACAGCACUGGAAUACCAAGAUUAAGAAGAUUAAUGCGAGGUCUUGCCUGGCUUUAUCCAGAAAUUGGAUAUUGUCAAGGAACUGGAACAAUAGCAGCGUCAUUAUUAUUAUUACUUGAGGAGGAAGAUGCAUUUUGGAUGAUGGCAACAAUAGUCGAAGAUUUAUUACCAGCUUCUUAUUAUUCCUCAACGUUAUUAGGAUUACAAGCAGACCAAAGAGUACUUCGAACAUUAGUGUCAAAUUACUUACCGGAUAUUGAUCAUGUUCUUGUUCAACAUGACAUUGAAUUAAGUCUCAUAUCGUUGAAUUGGUUUCUCACUUUAUUCGCCUCAGUUGUACAUAUGAAAAUUCUUCUUAGAAUUUGGGAUCUUUUUCUUUUCGAUGGAUCCAUUGUUCUUUUUCAAGUCACACUUGGAAUGCUGAAAAUUAAAGAGGGUGAAUUGAAGCAAGUGGAAAAUUCAGCACAAAUUUUCAAUGCCUUAUCGGAUAUUCCUGGUGACAUUGACGAUGUUGAUCAAUUAUUUAGGGUAUCUAUGGAAGUCAGUGGAUCGUUGACUGAUGUUUUAGUUGACACACAUCGAAGACGUCAUUUGGCAUAUUUAAUGGUCGAUCAAGGUGGAUUGGUGGGAAAUCCAGAUGCAACGCCAAAUUUACCAAAACAACAUUUAAAUCGUCGUCAAAUGAAAAGAAGUAAAUCUGUCAUUCAAACAAUUUUAUUUGGCAAUGACGAUUCAGAGGACGAUGUUAAAUGUAAAAAUAUCCGUCAAACUGAACUUUUAGUGGAUCUAAGAGAAGCGAUUUUACAAGUAGCGCGACAUUUUAUGAAUCUUGAUCCAAAAUUAAGUAAUUUAUCAUUAGUCGCUGAUUAUACGAUGGAGAGUCACGCUAAAGAUCACGAUAAUUAUGUGAAUGUUUCCCGAAUUCGAAAAAGAAGAGCAAAAGCUUUAUUGGAUUUCGAACGACAUGAUGAUGAUGAAUUAGGUUUUCGAAAAAAUGACAUAAUCACGAUAAUUAGUCAAAAAGACGAGCAUUGUUGGGUGGGAGAAUUAAAUGGACUUCGAGGUUGGUUUCCGGCAAAAUUUGUGGAAUUAUUGGAUGAGCGCAGUAAACAAUAUACAUGCGCAGGUGAUGAUACAGUGAGUGAAGCAGUUACGGAUUUAGUGAGAGGAACUUUGUGUCCGGCAAUAAAAGCAGUUUUAGAACAAGGAAUGCGAAAACCAAGUUUUUUAGGUGGACCUUGUCAUCCAUGGCUUUUUAUUGAGGAAGCAUCAACGCGAGAAGUUGAAAAAGAUUUUGAUUCUGUUUAUAGUCGAUUGGUUUUAUGUAAAACUUAUCGACUCGAUGAAGAUGGAAAAGUUCUCACACCGGAAGAGAUUACCUUGUCAACAUUUCAGCUGCUUUAUCGUUGUGUACAAUCAAUUAAUUUGAGUCAUGACAAUGCACACGCUCAAAUGGAUGUUAAAUUACGUUCUCUCAUUUGUCUCGGUCUCAAUGAACAAGUUCUUCAUCUUUGGCUCGAAGUUUUGUGCUCCUGCGUUGAAAUUGUACAAAAAUGGUAUCAACCUUGGAGUUUUGUCAAUAGUCCCGGUUGGGUUCAAGUAAAAUGUGAAUUAAGAAUACUCAGUCAAUUUGCUUUUAAUUUGAAUCCUGAUUGGGAAUUGCCACCAAAGAAGGAACAAUCUCAACCAUUGAAAGACGGAGUUCGUGACAUGCUUGUGAAACAUCAUCUCUUUAGUUGGGAUUUAUAAAAAUAAUAUUUUUUUGAAUAUUUUAAAUAACUACUAUUCAAAGAACUUCUUAACGCCAAAGUUUACAAAAAGCAAUUGACUAAAAUAUUUUAUAAAAAAUUAGAAAAUUUUUAAAUAUUUCACUGAAUUUUUACAAAUGUUUAAAUGUAAAAAUAUUAUUCCCUUUUUUUUAAAUAGAAUAAUUAAACAUUUUUAAUAUACAAAUACAAAGAAAUAAAAUAACGUAUACAAU